This is a messenger RNA of Apodemus sylvaticus (European woodmouse), 5313 nucleotides long. RefSeq names its product deleted in malignant brain tumors 1 (gene Dmbt1). NCBI's taxonomy places the organism in Eukaryota, Metazoa, Chordata, Mammalia, Rodentia, Muridae. The coding region runs from base 1 to 5313 and encodes 1770 amino acids. The transcript has 44 exons. Gene Ontology annotation, cellular component: membrane. The record is from RefSeq and is a predicted model, not a curated record.
AUGGGGAUCUCCACCAUUAUCUUUGAAAUAUGUCUUUUGUGGGGUCAAAUCCUUUCUACAGCAUCUCAAACAACUCUUCCCACAUCUGAUGUGCCUUAUACAACUGAACAAACCUCAGAAGGAACAGAUUCUGGUUUGGCUGUGAGACUGGUGAAUGGAGGAGACAGGUGUCGGGGUCGAGUGGAAAUCCUUUACCAGGGUUCCUGGGGCACUGUGUGUGACAACAGCUGGGACAUCGAUGAUGCCAACGUGGUGUGCAGGCAGCUAGGCUGUGGCUCUGUCUUGUCUGCCCCACCAAAAGCCUACUUUGGACAGGGCUCAGGGCCCAUUCUCCUAGAUGAUGUGGCCUGUAGAGGCUAUGAGGAUUAUCUGUGGAGAUGCUCCCACCGUGGUUGGCUCUCUCAUAACUGUGGACACCAGGAGGAUGCUGGAGUCAUCUGUUCAGCUUCACAAACAAGCAGUCCAACACCUGGUUGGCAGAACCCAGGUGUGACAGAUAAUGACGUGUUUUAUACAACUGAACAAACCUCAGAAGAGCUGACUACUCAAGUUCCUGAUUACACAGCAACAGGAACAGAUUCUCCUUUGGCUGUGAGGCUGGUGAAUGGAGGAGACAGGUGUCAGGGUCGCGUGGAGAUCCUUUACCAGGGUUCCUGGGGCACUGUGUGUGAUGACAGCUGGGACAUCCGUGAUGCCAAUGCCGUGUGCAGGCAGCUGGGCUGUGGCUGGGCCUUGUCUGCCCCAGGAAGUGCCCACUUUGGACAAGGUUCUGGGUACAUUGUCCUCGAUGAUGUGGCCUGUAGAGGUUAUGAGAACUAUCUAUGGAGAUGUUUCCACCCUGGCUGGCUCUCUCAUGACUGUGGACACCAUGAAGAUGCUGGAGUCAUCUGUUCUGCAUCUCAAACAAGUGCUCCCACAUCUGGUUGGUGGAACCCAGGGGUGACAAAUCCUUCACUCUUCUAUACAGCUGAACAAACCACAGAAGGAACAGAUUCUGGCUUGGCUGUGAGACUAGUGAAUGGAGGAGACAGAUGUCGGGGACGCGUGGAAAUCCUUUACCAGGGUUCCUGGGGCACCGUGUGUGACGACAGCUGGGACAUCAAUGAUGCCAACGUGGUGUGCAGGCAGUUGGGCUGUGGCUCGGCCUUGUCUGCCCCAGGAAAUGCUUAUUUUGGACAGGGCUCAGGGCCCAUUGUCCUCGAUGAUGUGGCCUGUGGAGGCUAUGAGGACUAUCUGUGGAGAUGCUCCCAUCGUGGCUGGCUCUCUCAUAACUGUGGACACCAGGAGGAUGCUGGAGUCAUCUGCUCAGAUUCUCAAACAAGCAGUCCCACACCUGAUUUGUUCUAUACACCUGAACAAACCUCAGAAGAGCCAACUACUCAAGUUCCUGAUUACACACUGACAGGAACAGAUUCUGGUUUGGCUGUGAGGCUGGUGAAUGGAGGAGACAGGUGUCAGGGUCGCGUGGAGAUCCUUUACCAGGGUUCCUGGGGCACCGUGUGUGACGACAGCUGGGACAUCAAUGACGCCAACGUGGUGUGCAGGCAGCUGGGCUGUGGCUCAGCCUUAUCUGCCCCACCAAGUGCCUACUUUGGACAGGGCUCAGGGCCCAUUGUCCUUGAUGAUGUGGCCUGUAGAGGUUAUGAGGACUAUCUGUGGAGCUGCUCCCACCGUGGCUGGCUCUCCCAUAACUGUGGACACCAUGAGGAUGCUGGAGUCAUCUGUUCAGCUUCUCAAACAAGCAGUCCCACACCUGAUGUGUUCUAUACAACUGAACAAACCUCAGAAGAGCCGACUACUCGAGUUCCUGAUUACACACUGACAGGAUCAGAUUCUGGUUUGGCUGUGAGGCUGGUGAAUGGAGGAGACAGGUGUCAGGGUCGCGUGGAGAUCCUUUACCAGGGUUCCUGGGGCACCGUGUGUGACGACAGCUGGGACAUCAAUGACGCCAACGUGGUGUGCAGGCAGCUGGGCUGUGGCUCAGCCUUGUCUGCCCCACCAAGUGCCUACUUUGGACAGGGCUCAGGGCCCAUUGUCCUUGAUGAUGUGGCCUGUAGAGGUUAUGAGAACUAUCUGUGGAGCUGCUCCCACAGUGGCUGGCUCUCCCAUAACUGUGGACACCAUGAGGAUGCUGGAGUCAUCUGUUCAGCUUCUCAAACAAGCAAUCCCACACCUGAUGUGUCCUAUACAACCGAACAAACCACAGAAGAGGUGACUACUCCAGUUCCUGAGUACACACCAAUAGGAACAGAUUCUGGUUUGGCUGUGAGACUGGUGAAUGGAGGAGACAGAUGUCAGGGUCGCGUGGAGAUCCUUUACCAGGGUUCCUGGGGCACCGUGUGUGACGACAGCUGGGACACCAAUGAUGCCAACGUGGUGUGCAGGCAACUGGGCUGUGGCUGGGCCUUGUCUGCUCCAGGAAGUGCCCACUUUGGAGCAGGCUCUGGGUCCAUUGUUCUGGAUGAUGUGGCCUGUACAGGACAUGAGAACUAUCUGUGGAGCUGCUCCCACCGUGGCUGGCUCUCCCAUAACUGUGGACACCAUGAGGAUGCUGGGGUCAUCUGUUCAGCUGCCCAAAACCAGAACACAGCCUGGCCAGACACGUGGCCUACUUCUACGCCAGAAACUACACCAGAUUGGUUGACUACAACUCCUAUUUAUGGUAAGUUUGGGAUGAGACCAACUCAUAGCUUUCAGCAUUUCAACCAAAAGAUUGGUGGACAACUUCUCAUGCAUUUCUACACUUUUCUGUUUGCAGAGUACACCUGUGGAGGUUUGUUGACCCAAGCCUAUGGGCAAUUUUCCAGCCCAUACUACCCCUCAAGCUAUCCUAACAAUGCCAGAUGUUUGUGGAAAAUUUUGGUCCCCAGCAUGAACCGUGUGACAGUGGUCUUCACAGAUGUGCAGCUCGAAGGAGGCUGCAACUAUGACUAUAUCCUGGUUUAUGAUGGCCCUGAGUACAAUUCUUCUCUCAUUGCACGGGUGUGUGAUGGGUUCAAUGGAUCUUUUACCUCAACCUGGAACUUCAUGUCCGUAGUCUUCAUCACGGAUGGCAGUGUGACAAGAAGAGGGUUCCAGGCUGACUACUACUCUACCGCCAUCAGCACCAGCACAAAUGCCUGUGCAGUGUGCUCCAGGGUUCAUCAGCAUUUCUACACUUUUCUGUUUGCAGAGUACACCUGUGGAGGUUUGUUGACCCAAGCCUAUGGGCAAUUUUCCAGCCCAUACUACCCCUCAAGCUAUCCUAACAAUGCCAGAUGUUUGUGGAAAAUUUUGGUCCCCAGCAUGAACCGUGUGACAGUGGUCUUCACAGAUGUGCAGCUUGAAGGAGGCUGCAACUAUGACUAUAUCCUGGUUUAUGAUGGCCCUGAGUACAAUUCUUCUCUCAUUGCACGGGUGUGUGAUGGGUUCAAUGGAUCUUUUACCUCAACCUGGAACUUCAUGUCCGUAGUCUUCAUCACGGAUGGCAGUGUGACAAGGAGAGGGUUCCAGGCUCACUACUACUCUACCGCCAUCAGCACCAGCACAACUCCUCCAACACCAUUCCCUACCAUAGCUGGAAAUGAUUCUUCAUUGGUGCUGAGGCUGGUAAAUGGAACAAACCGAUGUGAGGGCCGAGUGGAGAUCUUGUACAGAGGCUCUUGGGGCACCGUGUGUGAUGACAGCUGGGACAUCAAUGAUGCCAAUGUGGUCUGCAGGCAGCUCGGUUGUGGCUCUGCUGUGUCUGCCCCAGGAAAUGCUAUGUUUGGACAGGGCUCAGGCCUCAUUGUCCUGGAUGAUGUGUCUUGCUCGGGUUAUGAGUCUCAUCUGUGGAACUGUCGCCACCCUGGCUGGCUUGUCCAUAACUGUCAACAUUUUGAGGAUGCAGGAGUCAUCUGCUCACUCCCUAAUCAGCCUUCUUCCAGUCCAGUUUGGUGGAGUACGCCAGGUCCUUCCUAUGUAAACUAUACUUGUGGAGGUUUCCUGACCCAACUCUCUGGGCAAUUUUCUAGCCCACUCUACCCUGGGAACUAUCCUAAUAAUGCCAGAUGUUUGUGGAACAUCGAAGUCCCAAACAACUACCGUGUGACUGUGGUCUUCAGAGAUGUGCAGCUGGAAGGGGGCUGCAACUAUGAUUAUAUAGAGAUUUUUGAUGGUCCCCACCACAGUUCACCUCUCAUUGCCCGGGUUUGUGAUGGAGCCAUGGGCUCUUUCACCUCAACAUCCAACUUCAUGUCAAUUCGCUUCAUCACGGAUCACAGUGUUACUCGAAGAGGGUUCCAGGCUGAUUACUACUCAGACUUUGACAAUAACACUACCAAUCUCCUUUGUCUGUCAAAUCACAUGCAAGCCAGCGUGAGCAGGAGCUACCUUCUGUCCAUGGGCUAUUCUGCCAGGGAUCUUGUCAUUCCUGGUUGGAACACAAGUUACUACUGUCAGCCCCAAAUAACACAGAGAGAGGUCAUAUUCACAAUUCCCUACACAGGCUGUGGCACUACCAAACAGGCUGACAAUGAGACCAUCAACUACUCCAACUUCCUCAAAGCGACUGUUUCAAAUGGCAUCAUCAAAAGGAGAAAGGACCUCCACAUCCAUGUCAGCUGCAAGAUGCUUCAGAACACCUGGGUCAACACCAUGUACAUCACCAACAACACAGUAGAGAUCCAGGAAGUCCAGUAUGGCAAUUUCGAUGUGAACAUUUCCUUCUAUACAUCCUCCUCCUUCUUGUAUCCAGUGACCAGCAGCCCAUACUACGUGGAUCUGGACCAGAAUUUGUACCUCCAGGCCGAAGUCCUCCAUUCUGACUCCUCUUUGGCUCUGUUUGUGGACACCUGUGUUGCUUCGCCACAUCCUAAUGACUUCUCAUCUUUGACAUAUGAUCUCAUCCGGAGUGGAUGCGUACGAGAUGAGACCUACCAAUCCUACUCCUCGCCCUCACCACGCAUCUCCCGCUUUAAAUUCAGUUCUUUCCACUUCCUGAACCGCUUCCCCUCAGUGUACCUGCAGUGUAAACUGGUGGUGUGUCGAGCGUAUGAUGUCUCCUCACGGUGCUACAGAGGCUGCGUAGUGAGGUCCAAGAGGGAUGUAGGUUCCUACCAAGAAAAGGUGGAUGUUGUCCUGGGACCCAUUCAGUUGCAAUCCCCCAGCAAAGAAAAGAGGAGUCUCGACUUGGCAGUGGAGGAUGUGGAAAAGCCAGCCAGCUCCCAGGCAGCCUAUCCCACUGCAGCCAUCUUUGGUGGAGUCUUUCUGGCCAUGGUCCUAGCUGUGGCAGCCUUCACACUGGGAAGGAAGACGCGUGUUGCCCGUGGCCAGUCUCCAAGUACUAAGAUGUGA